Molecule: messenger RNA, 1784 nt
Organism: Uloborus diversus
Lineage: Eukaryota; Metazoa; Arthropoda; Arachnida; Araneae; Uloboridae
Product: UMP-CMP kinase-like
Biological process (GO): CDP biosynthetic process; UDP biosynthetic process; 'de novo' pyrimidine nucleobase biosynthetic process
Cellular component (GO): cytoplasm; nucleus
Molecular function (GO): ATP binding; UMP kinase activity
Source: RefSeq, a predicted model, not a curated record
GCUAUGAAACAGAGUGGUACAAACAAGUUUCUUGUUGAUGGAUUCCCUCGUAACAAAGACAACUUAGAUGGUUGGAAUAAAGAAAUGCAUGACAAAGCAGAUGUACAAUUCAUUUUGUUUAUAGAUUGCUCUGAAGAAGCUUGUAUUGAUCGGUGUUUAAAGAGAGGAGCUGCAGGGAGUGGACGCUCUGAUGAUAAUUUGGAAAGUCUUAAAAAGAGAUUCCGUACAUUUCACAAUGACACACUACCUAUUGUAAAUCAAUUUGGCGAAAAGGGAAUGGUUGUAAAAGUAGAUGGAAGCUUAGACCCUGAGACAGUGUUUGAUAAAAUCCAAGACACGUUUUCAAAACAUUCUUAAAAUCUGCAUAUUGAACAAUUCCAGUGCUGCAUUUAUACAGUUGUUAUUGUUGUGAAAAGGUCUUAUUAAUUAGAUAGAAUAUAUUAUCAAAUAUAGAAGAUAUAUAUUUCCAGUUCCAGUUAUAUAUAUUAUAUGUCUGUUGAUCAAUCUUGAUUACUUAAAUAGACUGUCCCUUUUGUGCUUGCAAAAAGGAAGUGCCACUUUAACCUAUUUUUUGGGUAACAUUUUGCAUGAAUUUGUAUUUCAAAUUGCCAUGGUAUCUUGUAUAAUCUUAUGUAGCAAAUCAAACUUUUAAUGUGUUUACAUUUUUUUGUAACUCUGAUAUCUUGAUGUAUAAGAAUCUCUCAUAAAAUAGGAAUAGUUAUAAAAUAUAUAAAUGUUUUAACAUCAGAAAUUUACAACUUGCUUUUUAAAAUUCAGCUGUACACAAGAUUUCCAUUAUUUACAUGUUAUUGAAAAAUCGUAGAGUUAGCCUCAAGAAAAUAAAGCUCUAAAGCCUGAAUCAUAAUAAGUAAGAAGAAAAAUUAAAUUUAUCACUUACUUAUACUCAUGAAUAAAAAAUAAAUUUCAUAACAAAUAGAAAUUUCAAACUUCUUCAAAAAAAAAAAUUCUUUUGAAAUGUUUAUCUUAUCUUUCCAAAAAUAAUUUCAAAUUCAAUAGAAUAUUUUUGCAAUAAUUCCUAAAAUAGGUGUUGGCCUUCUGCACUGGGGUCCCAGGUGGUCAGUUGGUGAAAUUGUGGCAAAUGCUUUAGAUCUGCACUUGGCUUAGGUGCCUAAUGCAGACCCAUUAGAAAAACAGGAAACAACAAUUAAUUAUAAUUAUUAAGCUGAAAAUUCCUGAUGUUAAAUAUUAGUAAUGUUAUGAAUAUUAUAUAAUGCUGUACAGUUAAUUAUAUUAUAUGUGUUAUUCGAGAUUAAGCAUAGUUUUCUUUAACUGCUAUUGCAAUCUUUUUAAAUUCUAUGCCUAUACUUUUAUGUAGCUAUGGCCAAGUCAGGGUUGGGUUUUGGACUGUCCAAAACUGGUUUAGAACACGACAGGUGGUUUGUACCGUCCAAAAGUGUCUUAAACUGUCCAAAAGUAUGCCAAAGCUAAAGGGGUGUAAUCUAAUCAAUUUGUAUUUAGCGCAAUAUAAAUACUAAUAUAAAUAUUAAUAAGGUUUAAUUAAUGCAUAUUUGAAAUUUUUUUUUUUCCGAAAUUUUCAUUUAAAAAAAUAUUUUGCUUAAAAAAUUGCCAAUAACUCUAUAUAUAAAAACUUCCUUAUGUAACAAAAUUCACUACACUACCAAGACCUAAUUUCAGUUCCAUUUAUAGCUCAAAGUAAUGUUAUUAAAUGUGUGAUAUUUAGGUGCAAAAAAAAAGACUAAUUUUGUAAACAAUUUUUGUAUAUGAGUUUUCUUACAAAAUACAGUUCCGCAAAAAAUGUAGUU